GCCUUGUACUCCAACCUGUGCCUCCGACCCAGAGACAGCCUGAACCUUACGACCCAGUUCUGCACACAUCCAGGAAGUUCUGCCUUUUCUUCUCUUUCGGUGUCUCCGAUACUCCUCAAAAUUUCUCCUCCUCCUGUGCCCUCCUCGCCCCCCUCCUUUGGGGGCCCCGUGACCCUGAAUGUCGGGGGCACGCUAUAUUCCACUACUUUGGAGACCCUGACUCGAUUCCCAGACUCCAUGCUGGGGGCCAUGUUUAGGGCCGGUACCCCCAUGACCCCCAACCUCAAUCCCCAGGGAGGCGGCCACUACUUUAUCGACCGAGAUGGCAAGGCCUUCCGGCACAUCCUCAAUUUCCUACGGCUGGGCCGCCUGGACCUGCCCCGUGGAUACGGGGAGACAGCGCUUCUCAGGGCAGAGGCUGACUUUUACCAGAUCCGGCCCCUCCUGGAUGCCCUGCGGGAACUGGAGGCCUCUCGGGGGACCCCGGCACCCACAGCCGCCCUGCUCCACGCAGACGUAGAUAGCAGCCCCCGCCUGGUGCACUUCUCUGCUCGUCGGGGCCCACACCACUAUGAGCUGAGCUCUGUCCAGGUGGACACCUUCCGGGCCAACCUCUUCUGCACUGACCCUGAGUGUCUGGGUGCCAUGCGUGCCCGAUUUGGUGUGGCCAAUGAGGACAGGGCGGAGAGAGGCCCACACUUUCAUCUGGAAUGGGCCCCCUGCCCUGCAGAGCUCCCCGAAGUGGAGUACAGGAGACUGGGGCUGCAGCCGCUGUGGACUGGGGAGCCAGGAGAGCGACGGGAGGUGGUGGGCACUCCGGGCUUCCUGGAGGAGGUGCUGCGGGUGGCCCUGGAGCAUGGCUUCCGUCUCGACUCUGUCUUCCCUGACCCCGAAGACCUGCUCAACUCCCGAUCUCUGCGCUUUGUCCGGCACUAGGAACUGAGAACUAGGAAUGCUGCCCUCAGUUUGACUGUGUGGGCGAGGGGGGGCGGGUAGAAAGAAUGGGUCAGUAAAGAGGGUGAAGUCUUUCCUGAGCCUCUUCCUAGCUCUGCUCCUGGAGCUGUGAGAGUCAGGGGCCCCGUUGCACCUGACUGGAGCCCAGAUGUGGGCAGGAAUCCCCAAACCGGAGAGAGCCCAAGGGCUCAGGAGACCAGAGGGUCUGGACUGGUGCUAAUCCUGGGAGGGGUGGGGAAGCUUCCCUGGCUGGUCCUCGCCUGAGCCUGGGGACCUUCGGUGUUUCCUUGCUUGGAGCUUAGUAUCCAGGGUCUGGAAAAGUGGGGAUGCUUCUCUGCCCAGGCUAGGCUUAGCAGAACCGUGGAGGGACAGUGAGGUCUGGGGGAAAUGAGAGACUUUGGAUUGCUCUAAUGUGGUCUUCUGGACGGUGACUUCUCCUGGAGCUGGUGGCCUGGCCUGGCCUGACCAAUGAGAGGUCAGAACACUCUGAAACACGGGAAGGGAGAUUCUUUGCUGUGUUCCAAGCCACCACUGAGGGAGACAGAAGGGCUACACCCCACCCUAGCUUGGCACAAGGGAGCUAGGAGAAUCCCCAUUAACUAUGGGGCUGGAGCAUCCCUCUGGAGAUCCAAGUGUUUUAAAGGAUCCCAUAUUGAUGGUGGGGCUGGCCAUGGGGAGGAGCGGGGCAUCUCCUUGGGUCCUGGCCUUCCUUCCUUCAUGUGUACGUGCCUGUUAGCCAGUGAGUCUGACUGAUGCAUGGGUCCCUGGCAUCCUGGCUCCCAUCCAUGUCGCUGGAGGUGGUGUCUGUGUGCUGGCCUUUCUGUGGUCUCUGCGUGUCCAGGCCUGUUUGGGGUUGCCCAGAAACUGUUUUGGCACCAGGUAUGUCUGCGGUGUGGGUGUGAGUAGACUGAGAAUUAGUUUAAUCCCAAGGUGUGUGUGUGUACAUGUGCUUCACAUCACCACGUAGGCAGGAGGGGCCUGCUGGGCUUUGAGUCACUAGGAUCUUCUGGUGAGAAGUAAGAGAAGUCACUGGGCUUAGCUGGGCCUUGGAGGCCUGUAUAGAACUCUCAGUUACUAAGGCAACAAUGAGCCUGUUGCUAGGAGAUAGCUGGGGAAGGCCCAAGGCUGCCCAGGGCAGAGAGGAGAUGAACAGAAGAGUUUGAGAGAGUGGGGGAGGAUAUAGAAAGGGAUGGGAUACUCACAAACAACUUUUUCACUGGGGGAGUCACUUAUUUAUCACUGGUCAUGAUUUACAAGAAGAAAAAUAAAGUUGCUUUUGGAA
Balaenoptera ricei (Rice's whale) is the source of this 2236-nucleotide messenger RNA. It is a transcript of the gene KCTD11, whose product is annotated as potassium channel tetramerization domain containing 11. The coding region runs from base 238 to 936 and encodes 232 amino acids. The transcript has a single exon. Gene Ontology annotation, biological process: protein homooligomerization; positive regulation of neuron differentiation. The record is from RefSeq and is a predicted model, not a curated record. Lineage: Eukaryota; Metazoa; Chordata; Mammalia; Artiodactyla; Balaenopteridae.